Messenger RNA from Gloeophyllum trabeum ATCC 11539, 1085 nucleotides. RefSeq lists its product as uncharacterized. The record is from RefSeq and is a predicted model, not a curated record. The transcript has 4 exons. Bases 289 to 861 code for a protein of 190 amino acids. Lineage: Eukaryota; Fungi; Basidiomycota; Agaricomycetes; Gloeophyllales; Gloeophyllaceae.
GCGUUCAGACAGCGAACAUCUCCUUGAUGUGACUCGUUUGCUCUCACUUCCCCCGCCUUCGUCGCCGCGCACAGUCUACGCCAACGUUUCUAUUCUUAUAUAUCUUGAAAGCGUGGGUGACGUUUCGUGAUUGGAAAGGAACAUCCAUCAGUCUUGGUCGAGGAAACCAUCUAACUGCUUUCUUGUCUCUGCCCGCUCUACAUAGUUACGCUCGUUUAUUCUGCUGCAUUAUAUCAGAGGGAUUGGGGGUUUACGGGUGAAGUCCGCUUUCACAUAUCUUGACUAUUGAUGUCAUCCUCAUCAACCUCUGCUCCCACUCAGACAUCCUUCAUCAGUCCGAAUGACGUCGCGGACAAGCGCGUCGUCGCCCUCGGAAUAUCCUUAGGCGUUGUGGGGUUUCUAGUGAUCGUUGGCAUCGUCUUCUACGUCCUCAGACUGAGGAAGAGAACGGCUGCCGUUCCAGAUGCGACGACCCUGACCGACCGCAACCACCAGAAAUACCUGCGCCACACUGACGUUGACGCACGAGACCCGGCGCACCGUGUCGUACCUUUCGGUUCGCCGGGUGGGGAAACACCGCGAUUCGUGCACACCCCAGGUGCUAACAUGCGUGUCGCGCAAAGGGGCCCGGACGGCGCUUGGGAGUUCUUCGAUCCUGCGCGUCCCUUAACGCCAUCCGGCUUCCGCGACCCAGACUCAAUGCCUCCCAGCCCGUCUUCGACUGUGUUCACCCCUCGCGUCAAGGACAAUGGUAUGAAGCCCUGGCAGUUCACUAACAGAGAUUUCGAAGACUGGGGAAGCGUCGGGGUCCCGCCACCAGCAUAUGGUAUGGAGGAGGGUUACAUUAGCAAAGCUGUUUGAGAUCAGCAUGCCUCGGCGUCAUGCAUCUAAUGUGUACUUUUGUUUAUUAUGCUUCGAUCUGCUCCAUGUUACAAUGAUCUACGUUCUUAGGUUUUGCUUUUGUGGGUUUCUUGCGGGUUAUUUGCCAUUGAUUAUCGUAUCUUCCCUAAGUUUUCAUGCUGGGCAUUCACCGCAACAGUCUACGUAGCAUGGUCUAUGCAACCCUUCGUGCAUCUUGACACAAU